Molecule: messenger RNA, 2680 nt
Organism: Drosophila novamexicana
Lineage: Eukaryota; Metazoa; Arthropoda; Insecta; Diptera; Drosophilidae
Product: mucin-5AC
Exons: 5
Coding region: 1-2472 (823 amino acids)
Cellular component (GO): extracellular region
Molecular function (GO): chitin binding
Source: RefSeq, a predicted model, not a curated record
AUGUUGAACAUUAGCUAUCAUAUGUGCGCCUUUCUGUUGGCCAUAACAACGGCCAUGCUGUGGGCCAAUGUGCUGGGGCAACAGGCGCAGCUGUUGGAUGAGGAUGAGGAUGUCUUUGGCAGGCCCUGGCCCACGUACAGUCUGCAGAAUAUGCCCAAGACGCAGUUCACAUGCCGUGACAAGAUACUUGGCGGCUACUAUGCCGAUCCCGAGACGCAGUGUCAGAUGUUUCAUGUCUGUGUCAAGCUGCCCGGAGUGGGGCUCUCACAUCGAAGAGUUAAUUCGUUUGUCCAACAGGUGCAGGACUAUCGCUUCCUCUGCCCAAAUAGCACUGCCUUCGAUCAGGAGCUACAGAUCUGCGCCAACUGGGCGGACGUCGACUGUGACAAGGCACCGGCAUAUUAUGAUGGCAACAAUCUAAACGAUUUAUAUCGCGGCGGCGAGGAGAGCAAGAGCCCCAACCAGGGCGAGGAAGAGGAGGGCACCUUCCAUUUGCAGCGCGCCGAAAGUGGUGAUGUGCGUCGCUCCAAGGAGAAUCGCGGCGAUCAAAAGUCGCGCCCCAGACAUAAUUAUGGGCAAACAGCGUCCAGUGGCAGUGCGGACAGCACGCAAACAACCAGGCGACCCAUCACCAGCUAUUAUACACCCACGACAACAACAACGACAACAACAACCAGCACCGAGCGCAGCUACUACAACAACCACAACUACAACAACAACAACGAUGAUUCGAAGCAAGACAUCGAUGAUAUCUUCAAGGGUUCCCACAGUUCGCACUUCUUUGCCAAUCGCCAUGGCGGUCGUGAAUUCGACGAGGAGCCGGCUGUAGUUGCCCGUUCCAGACCCAACGAUUUCAACGAUUAUAGUCGCAAGACCACGGAGACGGCCAGCAAAACGCGUGCCACGCCCACGCGGGCACAGCGUACCAGCAGUCAGAUACCCGCGUUCACAGCAACAACAACAACCACUAGCAGCACAAGUGCUCCUACCAGCAAAUCCCUGAAGAAGAUAACGCUGCAUGCCGCCUACAAUACAGGCUUCCCGGACUACACGCAACAUCAUAAAUCCAGUACGCCCAGCAGCGUGCCGCCCACGGCGGGCACCACGCCACGUCUGGGCAGCGGCAUCACCAGCCGGUUUAGUUUUGGAGUGAACGACUAUCAAACCCAGGAGCGCAUACAGCCGACCACGUAUAAUCCGAACAAUGGAUAUCGCUUCAAGAGCACGGAGCUACCCGCCAGCUCGACCAAGCUAACGGGCAAGAAUGCUCAGGACUUUGACAAGGAGACGACCAGGCGUCAUAAUAAGCCCACGGUGGCAGCGCGCAAGCAAAAACUUGGCCCACAGGAGUCCAACUACAUAAAUCACAACGAGUUUGCCGAGCUGCCCAAAGCGAAGCUGCAGCAGCCCCAGCCUUUCCAGGCCACAUCAGGUGCCACACGCAAGCCCGCCCAGCUGGAGCCGCAGUAUCAGCGACCGCGUGCUAACGGUCAACAGUUGACGCGCGUGGGCAGUCAGGAGCCGGCGCCGUUUAAGACCUCGUCUGCUGCCAAGCCGCGUACCUUCACCAGCCGCGGCAGCAUCACCUACAAGGCCACCACGCAGCGCUAUGCCGACGAUGAGUUCUAUUACCCGACAACCACUAGCACGACGGCAAAUCCCAGCAAGAAGUUGUCUACGCAAGCCUACACGCCCACCACCUUUAAGCCCACCACGUACAAGAAGUCCUACGAGACGAACUAUUAUCAGGCACCGCAAACGCUGCGUCCCAGCCAGAGUGCGAGUCCCAAGAAGACAUCCGCUGUGACGCCGCAGUCGGUGCCGACCACUACGGCCAAUCCGUACUACAAUGUGGAUGAAGAUGACGGCCAAUACCAUCCGGAGCUAUAUGAGAAUGAUUUUCCGCGCAAUCGUUUCAAGUUUCUGCGCAACAGAUCCACCAGCUCUGGUACCACGACAAGCACGACUAGCGCUCCGGUAGUCAGCCGGCAGCCACAUGGCUUCCAUCAGGCGCACAGCCAUCUGAAGAGCCAACAGCAGUCGGCGUAUCAGAAGGAGCGCGAACAGGAGCAAUCGGAUCUGAGCGACGAGGAUGAGCUCUUCAAGACGGCGCAGUCGCUAAACUUUGGCGCUGCCAGCAUUAACAAGCUACGCGCUGACAUCUACAAGGCGGAGAAGACAUCACAGCAGUAUAACUCGCAAUACAGUCCACAGCUGGCGCCAUCUAGUCCGAAGACGACCGCACAGACGAGCAGCAGCCCAACAACCACAACCACAACGAGCACAACAAGACGCCCCACAACAACCACAACCACAACGACAACAAUAACUACAAAGCCAACCACAAGCUCCGCCUUGGAGCCCAAGAAAUCAGCGAAGAGCAAAAAGGAGGAUAAGAAAAGCAAAUCCAAACGGCCGCCACAUGCCGAUGAGGAUACCAGCUACGACUAUGCCUACUAUGACACGGACUGAGCUUCAGUUCCGGCCCAGCCCCUACAUUUAACUGCAAGCUCCAUAUUUUGUAUUCCUUCAUCAUAAACUAUGAAUGUUCAUAGCAUAAAAGCAUGCAUCAACUAAACAUCCCAAUCCUCUCCAGCAGCAAUAAUAUAGGUGCCACAGUAUUUUAUACAAACAACAAAAAAUGAAGAAGAAGAAGAAAGAAAACUACCCAUUUUGCGAU